GAUGGUCAAGACCGGCUGCAUAGCGGCAGAGGAGGGGGGCGCUCAGAGCUGGAUCCCAACCCCAGGCUGGUGGGGGAUAGAAACCCCCCUCCCCCACUUCAGGCUGAGAGGUAGAACUCAGACCAGAGGCUAGAGGAGAACAUAUGAGGCCUGGGACCUCAGGAAGGUGCCAUGUGGCAAGUGUGAGAAAAGUUGGCACCAGACUUAAGCAGGACAGAGACCAGCCCACCCAGAGAUGCCCUCACCCCAUGCUGCCAAUUGGGGAGCAUCUAGGAGGCAGUCAGCCCUGUGACCUGGGAGGCUCUUAGCCCCUAGGUCUCCUCCCCUCCCCUGCCUUUCCCUAGGCUUUGACCCUUCCUAGCCCCUCCCCUCCCCUCCUGGACACCUUUGCCCGGGGCGGUGACUGUGACGGUGCAGACCUGGCCAGGGGCUGGGGCUGGAUCCCAGCGGCCGCCAUGUUCUCCCUGCUCUCCCUCCCCUCCUGGCUCCCCAGUCUCCCCUCCCUCGAGUGGGUCUCUGGCCUCCCCGAUGUCCUCCUGCAAGGCCUCGUAGGGGCCUGUGGAGUCUCGGUCCUGAACAACCUCCUGAAGGUCUACUUCUUCGUGGUCUGUGCCAACAACCCGGAGCGGCAGCUCGAAAAGGAGCGACUGCGGGCCAGGUGGGCCUCGCUGGAGACCGUGCACCUGGCAGGGCUGGCUCUGAUCCUGACCGUCGUGGGGGUCCGGGUGGCUGCUUUUGUGGUGCUCGAGUUCUCCCUCCGGUCUGUCUCCACACUGCUUUCCCUGGACAAGGGCUCCCGGGGCUCCGAGAAGCUGCAGCUGUACCUCGUGUGCCAGUACUCACUGGGCUGUGGGCUGACCUGUGGCCUGAGCUUCCUGCAGGAGGGCGCCCCUCACCGCACGCUGAACCUGCUGCUGGGCGUCGGGCUGGCCGCGCUGCUCAGCACUGGCGCCCGGCGCCUCCGCCAGCACGUCUGCCAGCUAUACGAGCUGCACAGCGGCCAGCGGUACUGCGGGGUCUGCCUGGGCCUGCUGGCCGGCGCUCACAGCCUCCCCCGGCUGCUGGGCCGCGCCCUGGCCAUGACCUUUGCCGUGGGCAAUCUGGCGGCUGUGGCCCUCAUCAACCGGGACUUCCUGACCACCUCAGAGGCCGUGCGCUUCUGGAUGCCGCUCACCAUCUGCUACACACUGCUGGUCAUCUACAUGCAGGAGCACCCAGCCCAGUGGCAGGGCCCAUGCGGUGGGGCUGCUCAGAGAAGAGUACAGUGCAAAGGGGCGCCCUGGAGGACAGUGCUUGAAUUGGGCCUUGAAGGAUAAACAGGAGCCCCUGAGAGAGGUGAGAAGGGAAAGGAGAUCCUGGCAGAGGGAACCGUUUAUGCCAAAUCCCAGAGGUAAGACAAGUCAGGGCAGCAUCAAACAGCUGAAACAGUGGGAGUGUCGUUGUCACCCGAGGCCCCGGGAGGAGAUGAGGCUGGCAGGGCUCACAGGGGCCUGAUGGAGAGCUGUCAUCAGCCAAGAGAGGCAGUCUGAUGAGAAAGCGUUGCAGGGUUUUAAGCAGGGAAGAGUGACCUGGGCAGAUCUGAGCUGUAGGAGGAGCCACCUGGCUGCAGGGUAAGGAUGGGAUGGAAGAGUCAGGACAAGGAAGGGCAAUCAGGCUGAGAGCGAGAGCAGCAGGUACAAAGGCCCUGAGGCGGGAAUAAGCCUAGCAUGCUUGAUGAACAACAAGAAAACCAGGAUGGCUGAGGGUAAUGAGCAAGGGGGACCAAGUUCAAGAUGAGAUGAGGCUGAAGUCAGAUGGAGCAGGACCUCCAAAGGUAAGGAGUUUGGAGUCAAGUCCCACUCUAAAUGCAGUGGGAAGUCCUGGGAGGAUUAUAAGCAGAGGAAUGAUUUCAUCUCAUUAGUGUGUUUAGAAGGCCACAGCUGCUGAGUACACACUGAGUUGUAGAGUCAGGACCAGGAGCCGGGAGCCCAGCGAGGAGGCUGCUGCAAGAGAAGCAAGUGGCUGGACCCGCAUCUGUUGGCAGAAAGAGGCCGCAGGGCUUACUGUUGGAUCAGACCUGGGGGUGCAGGGAAGAGAGGCGUCAGGGUGACUCCUGCAACGGGAGGCUGGCUGCUCUGUUCUGACGGCAGGAGGAGGCGGGUGGGCAGUGAGGCCUGGGAGGAGGAAAUGCCUGGUGCCCUGGGGUUGCUUAGAGCUGGAGUAGAGCUAGAAGGAAGAGGGGGCACUGCCUGGGGAGGGGAAGGUUCCCACUGAGGAAAGUGGGUCAGGGAGCUGGGAGGUCCAGGCCCCGACACAGUUGGACCUCAGGGUGGGGCCCCAGGUCCCGGGCAGGCAGACGGUGACGGGCACCUGUCUCCCCAGAGGAGCAGCGGCAGCACCCCGGCCUGCAGAGCCAGGUCCACACGGUGCUGGUGCGCAUGGGCGGCCUC
Messenger RNA from Camelus dromedarius (Arabian camel), 2429 nucleotides. It is a transcript of the gene TMEM82, whose product is annotated as transmembrane protein 82. The transcript has 5 exons. Lineage: Eukaryota; Metazoa; Chordata; Mammalia; Artiodactyla; Camelidae. The coding region runs from base 456 to 1316 and encodes 286 amino acids. The record is from RefSeq and is a predicted model, not a curated record.